GGAUAUUCUACGCACAUUAUUGGCAAAUGGCACCUUGGCUUCUUUCGUUGGCCUUACACCCCGUUAUAUCGUGGCUUCGACUCCUUUUACGGUUUUUACGGUGGAUAUGAAGAUUACUACAGCCAUGAAAAUGAGGGAAUCCUUGAUUUGCUUGACAACAAAAAACCCGUAAGAGAUAAGAGUGGAGUUUAUUCGGCAACGCUGUACGCUGAGGUACUUACAGACUUCCAGAUUGUCAGGAGCUUAUAACUCGGAGACAGCAACUCCCAUACUAGGCCUAUGCAAAGGCUUUUUUACGGACCAGUUUAUUUUAAGACACUUUUUACUGCGUAGGGCACUUUUUACUGCGAAAAUGGAGUCUCCGCCACGUCUAUGAACAUUCGAAGAACAAGAUACCAAAAGGAAUACGCAACGUCAUUAAAAGGCAAAAAUUAUCAUUUUUAAGUCUGUAGGUUUUGUCGAUUGCUUUGUGGGACUUAAAAGAUAUCCUCAAUUCCCAGCAAAACCGUUCUCAAAAUAAACUGGUCCAUAAAAACGCCGUGACACGAGUACAUGGAAGUUGCUCGCCUCAGGUUAUGGGCUCCUGAGAUUGUUAAAUAGUACUCAUUACCAAAAUACAGUAGAACCCAAUAAUAUGACUUUUCCUCCAUGAAAAUUUGACCGUAGUCACCGGUUUAGUGUCCUAUCUCCCUCCAAGGCGAGGGCUGUAAGGCUCAAUUUUUGCGAGGCCUAAAACAAUUAGAGUGCUUUAGAUUCUAUGACGAGCUGGAGUUGAAUUAUAAAAGCUAGUACGACUACGAGAACGAAAUUUCCUCAAUACUAAGUAGUGCGCGCGCGUGAACCAGCGUCAUUUUGGCGGGAAGACUUGGUAGCCGUCGUCAUUCUACUACGAGUUUUAGCGAGAAUGUCGCAAUCAGAAAACUAGGUUGUCAAAUGGUAGAAGAUUUAUCAUUUUACGAUCAAGAGAGGGCUUAACCUCCUUCAAUAUAGCCGCAGUGCUAUCUUUUCUAACGAAAAAAAAAAAUAAAACUGAAGCUUUCCGGGGUGUCUAUUUUUUGAGGAUAGGCGAAAAAACUUUUCGUUAAAUCUCGUACUCGUAGUCGUUCUCGUCCUGGAAUCUAAAGUUCUCUAUUGUCUGAGUUCGCAUCCAGACCGAACGCAAUGCAAGCUCGUUGUACUCAGGUUGUCUUUAUGCAUAAAUAUAUGACGAUAGCGUGCCCUACAGUUCCCUACUGAUAUAUACAGCUAUUUCGAGAAAGGUCGUCGGAUAAAGUGCACGCGACAACUCCGAAAGGUAUUGUGGGUGGUUUUGAGUGCACUGUUUUUCAAAGAAAUUUGAAUGAAUGGCAGGAGAUGCCAUGGACGUAUGUCUGCGAGUGCUAAAGGAAAGCAACAGUGUAUUGAACAUAUCCCAUAUAACGUUUCGGGAUUGUCGCGUGCACAUUUUUUCCGACAACCGUUCUCGAAAUAGCUGUAUAUAAAAAAAACCUUGACAAACUCGUCUGUUCUUUUUGCGCCAGUAUUGGUGAUCAAGAAAUGCUUGGGGAUGAAUCUCGAUGGCAGAAGUAUUUCACAUAGAAACUGGUCAGUAAUUUGUUUACCCACGAAACUCUUAGGAGUUUCUAAGAAACCGUCCUGUUGGCUUCGAAAUAUAAGCGAAAAUCAAGUUAAAAGAACAUUUCCAAAUCAGUUUAUGACUUGGUUUCUUUUUCUAUUAAACAGCAAGCAAGAAGAGUGAUCCUAUCGCACAAUACAUCCAAACCCUUGUUUUUAUACCUUCCAUUUCAAAGUGUGCAUGGACCAUUAAGCGUUGAUCUAAAAUACGAAGAGAAGUAUCGAGGAAUUCGCAACAAGGCGAGGCGAACUCAUGCUGGCAUGGUCGACAUUAUGGACGAAGCGAUAGGAAACGUCACAGAAGCUAUGAAAGAGGCUGGGUGAGUCGUCAACGGUACAAGUUCGUUAAUAGAGACUUUUCACAUUCUAAGGCAAAGUCGCCUACAAGGACAAGGUUUUACUGCGCGCGCAGGAACCAGAGUGGCUGGAAAACUUGAUAGCCAUCGUCAUUCUCUUACGAAGUGUACUGAGCUAAAGUUUGCAAUUCUGCGGAAAACAAAAAGCUGCAAAAUUCAUUCCGGGCUAUAACCAGGGACCCGGUUCUCGAAAGGCCUGGUAAUGUUUGGUGUUAGGGCGGAAUAGCAUCAGAUAAACAUGAAAAUUUGGUUCAACAUUUUCAAGUUCCAGUCCACGUCUAUUCUUGCCAUCCGUAGCAACAGUCGACAGAAGACAAUCUCGAUGCCUGAACAUAGUCUUCAAUUAGAAAACAAUGAAAAGACAGCCGCAAUUAGCGACGUCACCACUGGUUUUUCCGUUAAAUGACUGUAAUGACUUCUGAGAAACGAGCGAAGAAAUUCCAUACUGAUGGCGUGUUACUACCCAGAUCAGGGAAGUGCUUCUGAUUGGUUCAAGCAAAUUUCUCACGCGGCACGACCAAUUAGAAGCACUACCCAGAUUUGCAUGGGUAGUAACGCGUCAUCAGUAUGACGUCAUCAGUAUGGAAUUUCUUCCGUCACUGCUCCUCAAACGUCAAUUCGUGGGGAAACCAGUGAUAGCGUCGCGAAAUUGACUGACUUUUUAUUAAGACUCAUUGCAGCAAUAUACAGAAUGGCUGAAUUACAGAGCUAUUUACAAAACAUAUAAUACUAAAAUAUAAUACAAUAAGUCCAAUAAAUACUAGAAAAUAUAACUGUACAAGCCACUAGGUAUACUUAUGCGUGACAAACUCUUGCGUGCGCUUGGUCCUACAGGUAGGACGCGUGGAGCGGCUAAUGCCAGAUCUAAGAUUAUAAUUAUGCCCAAACUUCUCUGAAUGCUCUCAAUCUUAUAAGAUAGAAAAUCUGGUAUAUUUUGCCAGACAGGGGCAGCAUAUUCUAGAACAGGACGAACAAUGGUUGUAUAAACCUUAGCCAGUGAAGCUGGAGGUGCACCACAUUGCUUAACGACCCUUAAAGAAUAAAGCCUCCUGUUUUCCUUUUGCACUAUAACUUCUACAUGAUGGUUCCAUUUCAGGUCAUUGCUUACAUAAACGCCUAGUAACUUAUAUGUCAUGGCCAUCUCAAUUGUGUUACUACCAAUUACCAUAGGAUUCACAAUAAAAUUAUGAUUACUCAUAAAAUUAAUUAGCAUCUCCUUGCAUCUAGUAGGAUUCAAUUUCAUUCUGUGAAAUUUCAUUCUGUGAUUGAAAUUUCGUUUGUUGUUUUAGCUUUUUAGAAAGAUAGCAGAUAGCUUGACAUAGUCCCCUAAACAACACUUAUUAUGAAAAGGUUGUACGUACUUUUUUGCUUUGAUUUCAGUCUAUGGAACGAAACCUUGACGAUUAUAACUACUGAUAAUGGAGGCAAUCUUGAUAAAGGUGGAUACAACUGGCCCCUCCGGGGACAGAAAACAGACUUGUGGGAGGGAGGGGUCAGGGGAGUUGGUCUAGUCCAUGGAACGAUGUUUCAAAAGACUGGGGUCAAGUGCAAGGAACUACUUCAUGUAACUGACUGGUAUCCGACUCUCGUUAAUCUUGCAGGUAAAUUUGUUAACUAACAGUUGCGUAUUUUUGAAUCUUUGGCUAAGGUUGGGGACAAUAUGGAACUAUGCGGAUUAUGCAAUUCUGAACCCACAUAGAUUUUAGGUUAAGUAAUGAAGUUGGCAAGCAGCGAAUUCUGGUAGAAUCUUUGCACAGAUACCUUAUUUUGGAAAUUCUGACCAACUGCGAGCCGAAAAUCCGCUUGAGAAAAUCUCCUACUUGUAGUCGUUCUCGUUUUAAUGAAAAUCUAAAGGUGUCUAUUUUUACAAUCUCUCACCUCCAAUACGACUAAGACCCUGUUUACAUGGACUGGGGGACCCCGGUCUAGUGGGGUAGGUUUCUUUUGUUUUGUGUCCCCCAGAGCGUGAAAACAAACCAACCCCACUAGACCGGGGUCCCCCACUCAAUGUAAACAGGCCCUAAAUCUUGUCCAUUGAUUUUAUCCUUAACAGUGCAGUUUCAAAAGGUCCAGUUUCAGUGUGCAGGUUUUCCGUUUUGAAUACGGUCUGGAAAGGGGAUCCUGAUCACGCUUUUCCGCGUCUCAAAUAUCGGUCAUUGAUAUCACAAAUAUCGUUUACUUUCCCAAUCCUACAUUACUCUCCCCAAGUUUGGCAAAUCCGACUUUCCGGGUAACAGUCAAACCGGUUAAGGAUCGGAAUCUGGAGUCCAAGCUCCACUGACAAAAAAUCAGGAAUCGGUACCUGGAAUCCACAGCGUGGAAUCCGGAAUCGAAGACUGUCUUAGAUUUUCUUUGCAUGGGGCGAACCCGGGACGGUUGCAGAUUUAUGUUUACGCUCAGCUUCGCUUUCUUUCAGUUUAAUCAGUAUUUUGUUCUUCUGAAUAACUAUAGAACGAUCUCUUGGAAAAAGACGCACCCACGCAACUAUUCCACAGUUGGAUGGCUUUAAUAUUUGGCGCAGUAUAUCUGAAGGGGCUCCAUCGCCAAGAAAGGAAAUUCUACACAACAUUAUCGACCAACAGGCAGCAAUUCGUGUUGGAGACAUGAAGCUGAUAUUAAAUCAAACCGAUAGAGAGAGAUAUAUCCCACCAGAGUUGGUUGGAAGUAUUCCAGCUGAACAAGGAAAAAAGGUAAUUGUGCACCCUUCAUACCUAUACCUCGUUGAUUUCAACAUGGUAGCUUGUCUUUGUUUUCUCGUAAAUUGAGCAGAGUGAGAUAAAAACCAAGCCUUGAUCCGUUUGCACAGCUCUUCCAUCAACAUUGUCGGGGCCAUGCACGUGCAUUACACUUGGUCUCCUUGGAGACAGUAACUAAAUGAAGUCGCGUGAUAGACCCACACCCGUGAUGGGCCAACUAUGUUGGGAGUUGUUGCACCAUUUCCACAACACUGACAACACGAACGCAUGCGCAACAACUCCCAACAAAGUUGAUCCAACUAUGUUGGGAGUUGAUGCGUCCGUUUCCACCUAGCUUUAAUAUUAUGUCUGUGGAAUGAAAGAGAAAUACUGGGGACAAAAUGUCGUUGCGUCGCAAUUGAUUUUGUCUUGGAUUUUGUGACAAGUUUGGGUUAUGGCAGAUAAAGCAGCUUUUCUAAACCAUUUUUGAAACCUCUUUUAAGUAUUCAAAUUUUCAAUUUUGUUGCAAUUUCUAUCUCCAGGGACACUGUUGCAAAAAAGUUAUUGAUGUGGGCCUUUACAACAUUACCGCCGAUCCAUAUGAGAUAGUUGACCUUAGCAAGCAGUUCCCGGAUAUUGUGGAGGCAUUGAUAACCAGGGUGGAGUUCUACAGACAGAGUGCUGUACCCCCCGAGAACAAGCCUUCCGAGAGUUUAACGAGGAUAACUGCUCGUAUGAAGGGAUACUGGAGACCAUGGAAAGAUUAA
This is a messenger RNA of Porites evermanni, 5412 nucleotides long. The record is from the annotation of a GenBank genome assembly. NCBI's taxonomy places the organism in Eukaryota, Metazoa, Cnidaria, Anthozoa, Scleractinia, Poritidae.